UGCGGGGGUGGGCAGCCAAGAGGAACCCACUCCCGAGACUGUCAGCUGAACGCCGCGCUCAGAGGAAACGUCAGGCCUGGGGUCUGCGUUCUGCACCGUAAUGGUGGGGUCCGUCGAAUGCUACCAAAUGGCGCUUGGCGCUGCUGGGCUGGGGGAUGACGUGAUGUCUAUUUCUGGGCCUCCUGGCAGCGCCUAGGCUCUCCUUCCGGGGCCUUUGUUCCCUGUUUCCCUGGGCUGCCUUUUCAAAAAGGGGACUCAGCCGCGCUGGUGCUGGGGCGCGGGGGAGGGGCGAGAGGCCGGCCCGGGGAGGCCGCUUUGUGUACGGAGAAAGCAUUACGUCAUCCCGGGCGGCUGGUCCCCCACCCACCCUGGGAGCCCCGGGACCAAUUUAACACUCCUUGAGGCAGAAAGUGAAGUCGAAAAUAGAGAAGAUGUGUCCCCUGUGGUGGCUGGGCUCGUCGGGGCCUCUGUGCUGGUGGUGUGUGUUUCGGUGACUGUCUUUGUGUGGACAUGCUGCCACCAGCAGGCAGAGAAGAAGCACAGGACCCCACCGUACAAGUUUAUACACAUGCUCAAAGGCAUUAGCAUAUACCCAGAGACCCUGAGCAGCAAGAAGAAAAUCAUCAAAGUGCGGAGAGACAAGGAUGGCCCUGGGAGGGAAAGCGGACACGGGAGCGUGUCAGUGGACGCAGCAGAGGCUGGCCUGCUAAGCCGAGACGAGGCGGCCAGGGGGCCCAGCUCUGGCUCAUGUAUAGACCAGUUACCCGUCAGAAUGGACUAUGGGGAAGAACUGAGGAGCCCCAUUACGAGCCUGACACCAGGGGAGAGCAAAACCAGCUCUCCAUCAUCUCCAGAGGAAGAUGUCAUGCUGGGGUCCCUCACCUUCUCGGUGGACUAUAAUUUCCCGAAAAAAGCCCUGGUGGUGACAAUCCAGGAGGCCCAUGGGCUGCCAGUGAUGGAUGACCAGACCCAGGCCUCUGACCCCUACAUCAAAAUGACCAUCCUACCUGACAAGCGGCAUCGGGUGAAGACCAGGGUGCUGCGGAAGACCCUGGACCCCGUGUUUGAUGAAACCUUCACCUUCUAUGGCAUCCCGUACAGCCAGCUGCAGGACCUGGUGCUGCACUUCCUCAUCCUCAGCUUCGAUCGCUUCUCUCGGGAUGAUGUCAUCGGGGAGGUCAUGGUGCCAUUGGCCGGGGUGGACCCCAGCACAGGCAAGGUCCAGCUGACCAGGGACAUCAUCAAGAGAAACAUCCAGAAGUGCAUUAGCAGAGGGGAGCUCCAGGUGUCCCUAUCCUACCAGCCCGUGGUACAGAGAAUGACGGUGGUGGUCCUCAAGGCCAGACACUUGCCGAAGAUGGACAUCACCGGCCUUUCAGGUAGCCCAGACCCAUAUGUCAAGGUGAACGUCUACUAUGGCAGGAAGCGCAUCGCCAAGAAGAAAACCCACGUCAAGAAGUGCACCUUGAACCCUGCCUUCAACGAGUCCUUCAUCUACGACAUCCCCACCGACCUCCUCCCCGGCAUCAGCAUCGAGUUCCUCGUCAUCGACUUCGACCGCACCACCAAGAACGAGGUGGUGGGCAGGCUGAUCCUGGGGGCUCACAGCGUCACGGCUGGCGGGGCAGAGCACUGGCAAGAGGUCUGUGAGAGCCCCCGCAAGCCCGUGGCCAAGUGGCACAGCCUGAGUGAGUACUGAUCCUGGCCUCGCCUCCGACCCGGAGCCAGGCUGGGGUGUGGCGCAGAUGGCAGGGAGGCGGACUCCAAACCUCAUUUUAGGCAUAGAAGAAGAUUUCUCACCAAACAGAGCCCACAGAAAACACCCACAUGGCCACGGCUGCAGAUCAGUUCUUGGCAAGGCACUAGGAAUUCUUCUGUUUUUUAAAUGGGAAAAAAGCAGGGAAGACCCUGCAAGUCUAUAUAUAACAAUAUAACCUUAUCCUUGCAUGUCUAAUACAAGCUGAAGAAAGUAGCCUAUCUGCCAGUAUCAAGUUGCAGAUUUUAACCCAUGAAAAUUGUGUUUUGUGCCGAAUUGUAUUUGCUGAUUACCUGAAAUUGGCGUCUUCUCAUUGGGCUUCUCUCGAGAGGUGCUCCCACUCCCCACCUCUGCAGAAGAAAAUUGUGCUCCUGUAAAACCUCACAUUUUCAUCAUCCCCAUCUCCUCUCCCACCUCACGUAUCUCUGGGCUUUGCCUGAGCAUCAGGCCCAGACACAAAGCCGAGAAGCAAAGGUGGGGUAGGGUAGCUGUGGCGGGGCUGGCAGGAAAAAGCAAGACCCAGAAGCAGGGUAUUUUUGCUGCUGUCCCUCCUGCUGCAAAAGGGCAGUGGGCAGUUACGCUGAACUGGUAGCCCCCACGGAAGCACGUAGAACAUACCGAUUCAUCACGUAGAACUUGGAUCUACAAACCUAGCCGACUUCACGCUCAGCUGCAGGACAGAGCCCCGGGCAUGAGCAGCUGACUCCAAGGUUACCUGCAGGUAGGAGGACGAGGAGAGGAGCAAGAAGUGCCUGCCGCCCCUCUGCAGCUCUGUCCGGAGUGACAGCUGUUUCUAGCUGAUCCCCUGGGAGUCCUGGAGGCUGGAAGGCUUACCACUGGGCUUUGGCUCCCCAGAAACGCUGACUGGGAAGCUUUAGGGUCCUCUCAAGUGGCUUAGAUGUUCUAAUGAGGUAGUUUUGUUUUAAAAGGGAAAAAGCCCUCAGAAGUUACUCUUUCUCCUUGAAGUUUUCACUAAUAUGGAUCUUUUUUUUUUUUGGUACCAGGGAUCAAACUCAGGUCCUUGCGCUUGUGCAGCAGGCAGCAAAACCACUGAGCUAAAUCCCCGGCCCUACUAAUAUGGAUCUUUAAACAAAGAACCAUGUGACUGAGUUGUAAAGAUAAAUUUUCCUUUCCCUCAAAAUAAAGUGCAUCGUUCUUGGGACUUUGGGUCUCAGAGUCUCACUGUAUGGAAAGGGUGGGAGGUCCAGUUCAGUCCUCCCCGGCUGCUGGCCAGGACAGGCUUCGAGUCAGCCUCAGGCUGCAGCCAGAACCCAGGCCUCCUCCUCCUCCCUGGUGCAGGCUCCGUAACAGUGGUGAGCUUGGGUGGGCAAGGCAUGGACAGCCUGAAGGGGAACUCAGAUAGCAGCAGCUCCACCCAGGGUGAAGAUGAGCGAGUGCAGUGUACACUUCCACACGAGAUCAUCGCUUUCUGACUUGCUCCUGAGAGGGAGUGAAAAGCUGAGUUUCCAUGGAGAGGGUGGUGACAUUCCCCUUGGUGUCCCCUGGGCUCUUGUGGAUUUAAAACCAGUCUGCUCCCUCACCCCAUCCUCUGCUUUGGUUUUGUUUUAACCUAGAUUCUUGACAAUGCAGAGCAGUUCUGUGCAGGCAAAAGCCUCUUCUGUGUCCCAGCCCCUGCCCAGCGCUCCCCCAAGAUCCAACUCUCUCCCAUCACAAUUGGGGCCACACCACUAGUCUCCGUCCUAACCCUAACCCAUGGAAUGUAAAUAUUGUAUCAUACGUAGAAGAAAAUAAUUUUUGUUUUCUAAAAAUGCAUUUUGAGAUAGUUUAAUGUAAAUCUGGCAGGAGCAUUCUGAAGCCCCAUUAGGAAAAAAUUUAAAUGGUUCCUCUUCAUCGCCUUAAUGUCUAAAGAUCAGAAACCGCUGAGCAACCCGCUUUUGUUUCCUUGCCAGAAACAAUGCAGAGCGACAGGUGGAGUCGGUCUGGUCUUUGCCCUGCUGUGUGUGCCUCUGUAGCUCCUCCUGCCCCAUGACUGGGGAGACAGCCUCUCCCACCCCAGUCCCGCCUCCUGGUAGCUUUACUCCUUGCAUCCUGGGUCUGUGGGCGGUGGAUGGCAAGGUGAUGGGAGGAGCUGAUCGCUCUGUAGGCUGCCGGCUGCCUCGGUGCCUUUCCCAGGAGAAGGCAGAGACGUGGCCCACACUGGGUUCCUCCCUCCAGCCUCAGGCCUGACCCACCCUGCCCUGGAGUAUGCUGUCCCAAAGUUUCUUCGCUGACUUUGGCUUUCACAUUUGUUCUUUGCAGAGAGAACUGGUAAAGGGGGAGGCAGUGCCUCUUCCCGAGGGUCAUUUGACAGACAAGAGAGUCGCAUCCUAGCGUUCACACAAGGUGCUCGAAGUCAGGAAUAGGUUAGGCAAUGGUCUCGUCCAAUUUUCCAAAGCUAAUCCUUCUCUAUGGAUACCUUGCUCCCUUUGGGAAGACAAGAGUUUUUCUUAAUAACGAAGUCCCUUUAUGAGUUGUUCCUUCCUUUAGUUCCCAGAUGUACCUGUUUCCUAGCAGUGCUCUAGGCAGGAAAGCAGAACUGCUCCAUGGGACAGGGUGGGGGCUUGCUAAGGAGAGGAGGACCCAAGUCCUUUUUCUCGGAAGCCUCUCACCAUGGCUGUGACAAUGACAUUGCCCUCGCCAUGAUCCUCUCCGAAGUGGUGUCUUUCUUUACCUUGUGUCUUCUCUUGUAAAAAUGAAACUCAAAGAUAAACACGUCAAAUUAAAAAAGAAAAAAACGAAAAAGCUAACAUUAAUUGUGUGAAAUGCAUAAUGCUGUAACACUAACCUACAAUAUGUAAUGCUAUCUUGUAUGUUGAAUUGUUAAUGCACCACACGAGUGCAAAAUAAAGACUGAUUCACAUUAACACA
Messenger RNA from Heterocephalus glaber (naked mole-rat), 4624 nucleotides. NCBI's taxonomy places the organism in Eukaryota, Metazoa, Chordata, Mammalia, Rodentia, Bathyergidae. The record is from RefSeq and is a predicted model, not a curated record.